Molecule: messenger RNA, 2344 nt
Organism: Sinocyclocheilus anshuiensis
Lineage: Eukaryota; Metazoa; Chordata; Actinopteri; Cypriniformes; Cyprinidae
Gene: ddx4
Product: DEAD (Asp-Glu-Ala-Asp) box polypeptide 4
Exons: 25
Coding region: 140-2200 (686 amino acids)
Molecular function (GO): nucleic acid binding; RNA helicase activity; ATP binding
Source: RefSeq, a predicted model, not a curated record
CACACGCAGAAUAAUUGCGUCAUUUCUGCCCGGGAUUUCUCGCUAGCGGUUUCUUCAGGUGUCUCCCGCCAUCAACUUCUGCUUAACCUCUUGAAGAGAUUUAACUGACGGUCGUGAUCCUCAGCUGAAGCUGCUCAUCAUGGAUGACUGGGAGGAAGAUCAGGGCCCUGUUGUAUCCUGCAGUUCAGGUUUUGGUCUGAGCUCUAGAGGUGCAGAUGGAGGAUUCAAGAGCUUCCAUACAGGAAGUACAGGAAACGGGAAGGCAAACAAUGAAGAUGCUGAUGGCAGCUCAUGGAAGACAACUGCUGGUGAUGGAUUCAGGGGCAGAGGAGGCAGGGGAGGAUCACGAGGAGGAAGAGGAGGCUUCAGAAAUACCUUUAAAUCAGAAACUGAUGAAAAUGGCAACGAUGAGGGUUGGAAAGAUGGUGAAGGCCAAGGAAGAGGUCGCGGUGGUUUCCGAGGUGGUUUUCGUGGUGGUUUCCGUGAUGGUGGUAAUGAAGAGACUGGGAGAAGAGACUUUGGAAGAGAAAAUGACGAAAAUGGCACAGAUGAGGGUUGGAAAGGAGGUGAAGGCCGAGGAAGAGGUCGUGGAGGCUUCCGUGGUGGUUUCCGUGAUGGUGGUGGCGAUGAAGAGACAGGAAAAAGAGGCUUUGGAAGAGGAGGUUUCAGAGGCCGGAAUGAGGAAGUGUUUCCCAAGGCCUCAACAGCAGAAAAGCCAGAUCAAGAAGCAGGUGAAAAUGCAGGACCCAAGGUUGUCUAUGUGCCGCCUCCCCCUCCAGAAGAGGAGAGUUCCAUAUUUUCCCAUUAUGCCACAGGCAUUAAUUUUGACAAAUAUGAUGACAUCCUUGUGGAUGUGAGUGGCAGCAAUCCUCCAAAGGCCAUUAUGACUUUUGAUGAAGCAGGACUUUGUGAAUCACUGAGAAAGAAUGUAACGAAGUCUGGAUAUGUGAAGCCUACUCCUGUCCAGAAACAUGGAAUCCCCAUUAUUUCUGCUGGACGAGAUCUGAUGGCUUGUGCCCAGACCGGAUCAGGAAAAACGGCGGCCUUCCUGCUGCCCAUCCUACAGCGGCUGAUGGCUGAUGGAGUGGCAGCCAGCAAGUUCAGCGAGGUGCAGGAGCCCGAGGUCAUAAUCGUGGCCCCCACCAGAGAGCUCAUCAAUCAGAUCUAUCUGGAGGCCAGGAAGUUUGCAUAUGGGACCUGUGUGCGUCCUGUGGUGGUUUAUGGAGGUAUAAAUACUGGAUACACUAUUCGAGAGGUGUUAAAGGGCUGCAAUAUUUUGUGUGGGACCCCAGGACGAUUGCUUGAUAUCAUUGGUCGUGGAAAGGUUGGCCUGAGUAAGCUGCGGUAUUUGGUUCUGGAUGAAGCAGACAGAAUGCUGGACAUGGGCUUCGAGCCAGAUAUGCGUAAGCUGGUGGGAUCUCCAGGCAUGCCUUCAAAAGAGGAUCGACAAACCCUCAUGUUCAGUGCCACCUACCCUGAAGAUAUUCAAAGGAUGGCUGCAGAUUUUUUGAAAGUGGACUACAUUUUCCUUGCUGUUGGUGUGGUUGGUGGAGCAUGCAGUGAUGUGGAGCAAACUAUCGUUCAGGUGGACCAGUACUCCAAGAGAGACCAGCUGCUUGAACUGCUCAGAUCUACAGGGAAUGAACGCACGAUGGUCUUUGUUGAAACCAAAAGAAGUGCUGAUUUCAUUGCAACAUUUCUCUGUCAGGAGAAGCUCUCUACUACAAGCAUCCAUGGUGAUCGGGAGCAGCGAGAGCGAGAGAAGGCUCUCAGUGAUUUUCGCACAGGCCAGUGUCCGGUGCUGGUGGCCACGUCUGUCGCUGCCAGAGGCCUGGACAUUGAACAGGUCCAGCACGUUGUGAAUUUCGACCUGCCCAGCAGCAUCGAUGAAUACGUCCAUCGCAUCGGAAGAACCGGACGGUGUGGAAACAUCGGUCGGGCCGUGUCCUUUUUUAACCCAGAGUCUGACACUCCAUUAGCUCGCUCUCUGGUCAAAGUUCUGUCUGGGGCCCAACAGGAAGUUCCCAAAUGGCUGGAGGAAAUUGCUUUCAGUGCUCAUGGAACAACAGGCUUCAACCCACGUGGAAAAGUGUUUGCGUCUACAGACACUCGGAAGGGAGGGUCCUUCAAGACGGAUGAGCCGCCUCAAGCAUCCGCCCCAAGCCCAGCAGCGGCUGCAGAUGAUGAGGAAUGGGAGUAACUACUCUUAACACCUUACAUUCUAUUAUGUAGAUUUAUUUUAUUUUUAUAUUUGUGAGUUUAUUCAUUUCUCCAGCAGGCUUGUUAAAAUGUUGAUUGAUUAAGGUAGCAUUACGGUAAAGCUGUUGCAUUUAAAAAAAAAAAA